AGAAUUUUGAACCCCCAAAAUCUCUCGGGAAAAAAUUUAGGAUGUUUGGAUCAACAUUUGAAGGCUUCUUAACAAAAUGCUUGCUUUUGAAAUGUUGGCACGUCGGAUGAUAUCCAGCCGUUCACACGUGCACGCGGUCCGGAGAAUUUUACUUCGCAAUGCGUCCGAGGAAUUUUAUCACUUUCUGGAAGCCAAAAAACCAGGACUGCGGUUGGAAUUGGAGAUUAACAAUUCAUAGGAAGAACCCUCUCUCUCUCUCUCUCUCUCUCUCUCUCUAGAGCGACGUCAUCAUGUUUUUUUUUGUUGGGUGGGAAGGUUCAGAUGGGGCCGGUGACAUUACCGUAGAAUUCAACCCUUGAAAACCUAACAACGUUGAAUUAUGUACACACACGCCCCCCAAAAAAGAAAUCAUAAAGAAAAUCAAGAUCGAAGAACGUUUCUAAUUCCUCCUCCUGCUGCAGCCGCAUUGCUCGCCAUAUAUAAUACCUCAUAAACUCCGAAGAAGCCACAGCGAAGGUGGGAACCGAGCGCCUUUCCAACUCCUGACGACGACGCAGCCAUGAUGAGCCGCGUCUGCUUCGUCCUCCCCGGGGACCAGUCCGGCGAGAUCUGCGUCCGGCCCCCGAAAGAAGGGCUCGAGAAGCGCCGCCACCGGGAUUGCGGGGGUCACGUUCUUGGUCUGAUCCGCCAGCAGCUGCGCCGGCUCCACGGCUCCAGAUGUGCCGUCAAGUUUUGUCAUCAUCAAGAAGAGGAAGAGGACGGCAGCGGCGGCGACUGGGAAGAGAAGCCCGAGAAGCAGCGGUCCGGCGUCUUCUUUGACAUGGAAGGAGUCCAGCUGGCUGACAAGGUCGGGAAGGACAACCCCAGGAUCUUCAGCUACUCGGAGCUCUACAUCGGCUCUAACGGGUUCAGCGAGGAUGAGGUUCUUGGGAGCGGAGGCUUCGGGAGAGUGUACCGCGCGGUGUUGCCGAGCGACGGCACGGUGGUGGCCGUGAAAUGCGUGGUGGAGAAAGGGGAGAGGUUCGAGAAGACCUUCGAGGCGGAGCUCGUGGCGGUGGCGCAUCUCCGGCACCGGAAUUUGGUCCGGCUCAGAGGGUGGUGCGUCCACGAGGACCAGCUGCUGCUCGUCUACGACUACAUGCCGAACCGGAGCUUGGACCGGAUUCUGUUCCACCGGGCCGCGGAGAGCCCGGCGCCGCCGCCUCUCGGCUGGGAGAGGCGGCGGGAGAUCGUCCGCGGAUUGGCGGCCGCGCUGCAUUACCUCCACGAGCAGCUCGAGACGCAGAUCAUCCACCGCGACGUCAAGACGAGCAACGUGAUGCUCGAUUCUCAGUUCAACGCCCGGCUCGGGGACUUCGGGUUGGCCCGGUGGCUCGAGCACGAGCUCGAGUACCGCGCCGAGGCGGCGCCGCCGCCGUCGACCAAGAUUCACAGCCGGUUCCAUCUGGCGGAGACCACCAGGAUCGGCGGCACGAUCGGGUACCUGCCGCCGGAGAGCUUCCAGAGGCGGAGCGCCGCCACGUCCAAGUCGGACGUCUUCAGCUUCGGGAUCGUGGUGCUGGAGGUGGCCUCGGGGAGGAGAGCGGUCGACCUCGCGUGCCCGGACGACCGAAUCGUGCUGCUCGAUUGGGUCCGGCAUCUAUCCGAUGAAGGGAUGCUGCUGAAGGCAGGGGACAGCAGGCUCUCCGACGGCUCCCACCGCCUCUCCGACAUGGAAGGCAUGAUCCAUCUCGGCCUGCUCUGCACGCUCCACGACCCGCAGCUGCGGCCGAGCAUGAAAUGGGUUGUCGAGGCCCUUUCCGGCGACGUUCCGGGGAAGCUGCCGGCGCUCCCUUCCUUCCGAUCGUGCCCGCUGUACAUCUCUCUAGCCUCCCCAGCAGGCACGAGCAUGAGCAACACGACCACGGAAUUAGGCCAGUCCGCCACCACGUCGACCGCCGCCACCGCCACGACGUCCGGCACCGCAUUUAGCGCGUCCCACUAUGUCACCGCCGAUGCCGAAACCAUAUAUGCCACGGCCGAAAGAGGAGAGACCAACAGCGAUGCUGACAAUCCCUCCUCUGCUAACGGCGGUGGCCGGCCCCGGGUGAACGGUUUCUUCUCGGUCGAAACCCCGCGCGAGAUAUCGUACAAAGAGCUUGUGGCCGCCACGGACAAUUUCUCCGACAAGAGGAGGGUGGCGGAGCUGGACUUCGGGACGGCUUACCGCGGGUUCCUCGAUAACCGCCAGCACAUCCUGGUCAAGAGGCUCGGCAUGAACAAGUGCCCUGCACUACGAGCCCGGUUCUCGAACGAGUUGCACAAUUUGGGCAGGCUCCGGCAUCGCAGCCUCGUGCAGCUCCGUGGAUGGUGCACCGAGCAAGGAGAGAUGCUCGUCGUGUAUGACUACUCGACGAAUUGCCUCCUGAGCCAUCUCCUGUUCCAUCACAAUGAUCCGCGCAGGGGCCGCCCCGUCUUGCGGUGGCGUCACAGGUACAACAUCAUCAGAUCGCUGGCUUCGGCAAUUCUUUACCUUCACGAAGAUUGGGACGAACAAGUGAUUCACAGAAACAUCACCUCUUCCGCCGUCAUUAUUGAUCCGGACAUGAACCCGCGGCUCAGCUGCUUCGCCCUGGCCGAAUUCUUGACAAGAAACGAUCACGGGCAUCAUGCGGCGCAUAAUGCAGACAGAUCGGUUCGAGGGAUCUUUGGCUACAUGUCCCCUGAGUAUAUGGAAUCAGGGGAAGCUACCACGAUGAUGGAUAUAUACAGCUUCGGUGUCGUGAUACUUGAGGUGGUUACAGGAUACAUGGCGGUCGAUUUUCGGAGGCCUGAAGUGUUCUUAGUAAGAAGGAUAUGUGAAUUGGAGGCACAGAUGAAGACAAUAGAAGAAUUGGUUGACAUGAGACUGAACGGUGAGUAUGAUCUGGGAGAGCUGAAGAGAUUGGUCAAAUUGGGAAUAGCGUGCACGAGAUCCGACCCAGGAUCUAGACCGAGCAUCAGGCAGAUCGUGAGCAUCCUUGAUGGGAACGAUCGAUGCUUCAUACAAUGCCAGAGCGAGAGCCUGAACGAGUGGAGCCAAAGAAAUGCCACUUCUUUGUCAAUGAUCAGAAGUAUGCAAUCUCUAGGAAUUCAAUAGGAUCUUCCAAACCAGUAUGAGAUUUCAAAAGAGCAGAAACUUGAUACUGUCAUCAAAUCGCCGAGAGCGAUCUGCAGAUAAUUCCUUACCCUGUAGAGUAGAGUGCAGAGUGCAGAGAGAAUGUAAUAGGAUGGAUGGAAGUAUGUAAGCACAGAGGUCUUAAAUAGUCAAUAGUGUUGCCGUUGACUGUACACAUUGCAAGUUUUAUGAGCUCGUGUAUGUAUUUGGCUUGGCGCAUGUAUGUACAGACAUCGCCCAAGUUUUGGUUCUUCUGCGAAAUUUGGUCCAUCUCUAUGUAUGGCGCAGAACAAGCAGACACUUCCUAAAGAAAUGUUUGCCAAUGUCCUAGGCACGGAGAGAACCAUCCCCAACACUGUACUGGUCCACUCAUGCUAAUUUCUACGACAGACUAAGAAAAACACUUCCCAAGAAAACGAUUUGGAAAACGAAAGGGUCAUGCAAGAGUGCUUCUCUCAACUAUCUGUCCAUUGUAAGCAGAAAGAUUUGUCUAUCUGA
Eucalyptus grandis is the source of this 3634-nucleotide messenger RNA. Its product is annotated as receptor like protein kinase S.2. The coding region runs from base 560 to 3118 and encodes 852 amino acids. The record is from RefSeq and is a predicted model, not a curated record. Gene Ontology annotation, cellular component: plasma membrane. Gene Ontology annotation, molecular function: protein kinase activity; ATP binding. The transcript has a single exon. Gene Ontology annotation, biological process: protein phosphorylation. NCBI's taxonomy places the organism in Eukaryota, Viridiplantae, Streptophyta, Magnoliopsida, Myrtales, Myrtaceae.